CUGUCUUUGUAAAAUUGUCUGGGAUCAUAUCAUGUUGGUUAUAGUCUUACUCGACAUUUAGCGGUUUGGUGAAUCCAGUAACUGUUAGUUUACAUUAGCAAAAAGUGAUUAAAUAACGUGCAGAGCAGUGUAGCCAACAGUGAGAUGAAGUGAACCGUUGUGCGCAUGGUGUCGAAUUCAGUAACAAUUAUCGAUUUAAAUUGUCGAUGAAAGUCGCUGCUCCUUUACGAUCGGUCUGUUUCCAAAGAUUACCAUAAUGAACAGGGUGUUUUCAAAAUUGAUGAGCACCCUCGGCUACACGGUCCAAUACUAUUGCAUUGCGCAUUGUACAUUCCAGUACGUUGCAAACAUUGUAGUGUGCACCGGACCUUCGAUGGAACCCACAAUAUAUACGGACGAUAUUUUAAUUACCGAACGUCUCACGUUAAAUUAUCGAAAUUUGCAGCGAGGUGAUAUUAUUAUUGCGAGAUGUCCCAGCAGUCCUAGGGAUCAGAUUUGCAAGAGAAUCACAGGGUUACCUGGUGAUCGUAUGAUCACGGAACUCGGUCGAUCAUCGAUCGUUCCCAGAGGACACGUUUGGAUCGAGGGUGAUAAUAGAUCGAAUUCUUCUGAUUCCAGGAGCUAUGGACCUAUUCCUCAGGGUUUAAUUAAAAGCCGAGCGGUGUGCAAAGUGUGGCCACCACAAGAAAUAUGUUCAUUUACUGAAUAGUUCUGCAUUAGUAAUAUUUGUAAAAUGUAUAUGCGUAAAUAAUAAUAAUCAUAAUAAAAGGAAAGUAUAUUUA
Nicrophorus vespilloides is the source of this 782-nucleotide messenger RNA. Its product is annotated as mitochondrial inner membrane protease subunit 1. The record is from RefSeq and is a predicted model, not a curated record. Lineage: Eukaryota; Metazoa; Arthropoda; Insecta; Coleoptera; Silphidae. Gene Ontology annotation, molecular function: serine-type endopeptidase activity. Gene Ontology annotation, cellular component: mitochondrial inner membrane peptidase complex; membrane. The transcript has 3 exons. Bases 257 to 709 code for a protein of 150 amino acids.